This is a messenger RNA of [Torrubiella] hemipterigena, 2985 nucleotides long. NCBI's taxonomy places the organism in Eukaryota, Fungi, Ascomycota, Sordariomycetes, Hypocreales, Clavicipitaceae. The record is from the annotation of a GenBank genome assembly.
AGGCGAACAGGGGAACAAUUAAAAAAAAUACAGUGGCCUGGUGCAAGCACCGGCGCUAAUAAUUAGUUCGUCCAGCGAGGUAGCAUUGCCCCAGAGUGGUUUUUCGGGUGCGACUCUCUCACCAGCUGCCUCUCUUCCCUCUCGCCUCUUCCGAUUUCUUCUUUCUUUCUUUUUUCCGAAUAUUGGCAUUUUGGGCUCUGUGUUUGGGUUUCGCCAAUUCUUUUCUUCCUUUCUUCUCUUUUUCUUUCUUUCAUCCUUCUCCUCCCACGUUUUUCUUCUUCACCCCGUGCUGCACGUCUAAUUCACCCGGACACGCACACGCUUCUAUUCAGUCUCCGGAUUCACACUUUAACCAGCUUUCUUUUCCGAUACACUCUUUUUUAUCCAAUACUUGGGAAUUUCCUUCUUUGUCUUCUUCGCUUCUUUUCUUCGAUAUCCAUUUACGCAAUAUCUUCAAUAUUCGACCCUCCCUUUUUACGCUUGACACGCGACAGUCGGCUUUGUGCCCACAUUAGCCGUCAAGGCGAGACAUCGCUCCACGAUUCCUUCCAAAAUCAACUAAUUUUUGCAUUCCAGCCGUCAGGCUCCUUACAGGGUCGCGCAUAGCUCGCGCUCAACUGACCUUCGCGUUGGUCAAAGUCAAGGCGCCCCAAUAGAUAGACGUCGCCUUGUCCUGUCACUUCGUCCGCCUCCAUUGCCUGUUCCCAUCACGAUACCAUCGAAUCGCCAACAUGCCCGGUUUACUCACAAGAAGGUCGGCAGGCAUCACCAGAUAUGUGGCUUUGGCCAUAUUUCUCUUCUGCGCCUUCAUUGUCCUCUCACGCAACAAUCAUGAUAGCCAACCUCGAACCUUCUUCCGUCCUGAAAUGUCCGACAACCAUGCAUCACCCAUGGCUGGCCACAAAGCAUACGAUUCACAGUCUCCCAUGCGUCGACCUCCGUCCGGCCACUUCCCCAGACCAAAGACGAAGCAGGCUCCUCUCGGCGAUGACGGCCACCACCCUAUCGACAAGCUCGUCCACGACGCCCAGGCCAAAUAUGACGAGAUGCUUUCCCGUGAAAGCAAAACUGUGAGUGAUGCUGCUCAGGAAUAUCGCAAGCGUCACGGUCGACACCCUCCUCCCGGCUUUGACAGAUGGUUCAAGUUUGCAAAGUCGGUCGACGCGGUGAUUGUGGAGGACUUCUUUGACCCUAUAUACGAGGAUCUCGAACCAUUUUGGGCCAUGGACCCCGCCAUGCUACGUAGAGAGUCAUGGGAUUAUGAAAUGACAAUCAACGUACGAAACGGCAAAGCCACUGCUGGCAGUGACUGGUUCUGGACAGUGCUUUGGCUUAACAUGACAAAGUCUGUCGAGCACCUUUUGCCCGAUGUUGAUCUGCCCCUCAACGCCAUGGACGAAACACGUGUUGUUGCCCCUUGGGAAGAUGUCAACGCCUUUAUGGCAAAGGCUGCCAAGACGGUACAUCUUGGUAACCCCAAGAAUAUUAAAAAUACAUAUCAAGCGCUACCCCCGCCAGGCCAGGGCGACCUCGGCGUCAACCCCCGCUCUAGAAAGUUCCAAGAUGAUAAAUUCUACUGGCUUUUGGCCAGACAAGGCUGCCCUCCCGACAGCCUAGCGCGCCAAACACCGCCGAAGUCUGCCUUGCGAUCACCGCCCUACAUCAGCAUGGACUACUCCAAACCACACUCACCCGACGGUUACGUUGCCAACUACAGCAUGUCUUCUCAUCUAUGCCACCAGCCUGAUCUUCAGGGCCUCGAAGGAGCCCUUAUCCGACCUCUGUCUACCUCGACCACACAGACUCUGACUCCCAUGUUUGCCGGCUCUAAGCUGAGUGUCAGUAACGAAAUCCGACUUCCAGCACCAAUGUACUGGGCAGGAGAGGAGCGUUUUACUGGCGGCAACAACCACGGUGCUGCCUGGCACAACAAGUUGGAUCGUGUGGUCUGGCGAGGCGUGGCCACUGGCGGCUUCAACACCGAGGAUAACUGGCGCGGAUUCCAGCGCCACCGAUUUGUAGCCAUGAACAAUGGCACCAAGGUAUCCGGAGCCGAAUCUGGGUUCAUGCACCCCGAAAACUUUGCUCUGCCCGAAAAGCAAUACAACGUUCAAGCCCAGCACCAGGGCCAGCUUGGCGAAUGGAUCGAAUCUUUCUCAGAUGCUAGCUUCAUCGAGCUCGACUGCCACUCCGACGACCCCAACGUAUCCGACGAGGACCGCUGCAGCUACGUCGACAGCUUCUACGAGACCACCGAGGGCCUCCCUAUGGCAAAGCAGUUUGACAACAAGUAUGUGCCCGAUAUCGACGGCAACUCCUUCUCCGGACGCUACCUCGGCUUCCUGCGAUCCACGUCUCUGCCCAUCAAGGCCACCAUCUUCCGCGAAUGGCACGACAGCCGAAUCGUCCCCUGGAAGCACUUUGUGCCCAUGGACAACCGCUUUGGUGACUACUUUGGCAUCAUGGAGUACUUUUUGGGCUUUGGCAACAAGCCUGGUCACGACGCCGUGGCUGAGAAGAUUGCCAUGGACGGCAAGGAGUGGGCUGAAAAGGUGCUGCGCAAGGAGGACAUGCAGGUGUACUUUGUGCGCUUGAUGAUGGAGUACGCCCGCAUCUGCGAUGAGCGCCGCGAAACCAUGGGCUGGGUAGCUGAUGUGACAGCCGACCCGACGCUCAAGUCUGCGUGGAGAUGGUGGUGAAGAACCAAACAGUGCGCUGUGAGGCUGUCCCUCUCCAUCGAAUGGCUCAUGAUUCUGAUUUUCUUCAACUGGCGUUUUAUGUAUUCUACUUAGCGAGGCACUGUCGAUUUCAUUUCUACAUCAUCAUCAUCAUCACGCAUCUUUCUCCCAUCUGGCUAUGGCUAUAGCAUCACCUUUAUCUCUAUCCUGGGCCAAGCUCUAAGGAUAGGCGAUACUUUAUUUCUGAAGGGCCAAAACUGGCAAAAGAUUAGAUGCUAUCUUACAAUACAAACAUUUUUCAUCCAUU